AUGCGUCGACCACAUCCCUCAUCAAAUGAUGAACUGUCGGAGACGGAAAGCUUCAUGAAUGAUAUUAGUACAAGAACAGUUCACAAUCAUAAACGUACCAGAUUGAAUGCAAGCAAGUUACAACAACAACAACCAACAAUAACUACAUCGGUUCAUACAUCUUUAAAUAAUCGUACUCAUGUAACAACAACAAUAGAUGAAGUGAUCUCGAUCGAAGCUGAACGUUUUGCACAAUCAAGAUAUCCCUUUCCACCCUUUAUCAUUCGCUUCGCAACGCCAAAUAUUAAGGAACAAACAGUGGCAGAUGUUCUUCGUAAACAUUUAAAACAACAUAAUCAACUAGAUAUCGAAUUUGUCGGUUAUCGACGUUCAACAAAUAAAUGCAGCAAUAAUGAAAUUGAUAUACUAUUAUUUGUAAAAGAUAGUUAUUCAUUCGCAUGUCUAUUCGAUGAUUCCGAUUGGCCUACAUUGCUUAAUGGAGAAAUGUUUGUUCGAUCUCAUAAACCACCAAUACUACCUCAAUUGUCAUUAAUAAUUAAAAACGUUGGAUUAAAUAUUGAUUGGGACUUCCAGAGUCUACCUAGUGCUCAAAAAUCAACUAUUCAAGGUUAUAAAACUAAUAACCACAGUAACAACAAUAAUGGUGCAAUAUUAUCAAAAUUAAAUGAAAUGAAUCAAAAUAUGUCUAAAGUUAAUGUAAUAUUAGAAAAAUCAUCCUCGACAAAUGCUAAAUUUGAACAAUUCAUGGCCAAUGUAAUUGAACAAGAUAAAAAAGUGGAAAUGAACAUACAAGAUUUACAAAAGAAUGGACAAACAAUGAUGUCUCAUAUUACACAACUACAAGUUUAUUCAACUCGACAUGAAAAUCUUUUUAAAAAAGUAUUCUUACCAAUAAUAGACGACUUGUUGAAAUUUAUGUUAAGUAUGAAUCGGGAUAAACAUGAUAGAGUUGUUGAUGCCGAUUUCGGUGUUACACUUGAAUGA
Rotaria sordida is the source of this 984-nucleotide messenger RNA. Lineage: Eukaryota; Metazoa; Rotifera; Eurotatoria; Philodinida; Philodinidae. The record is from the annotation of a GenBank genome assembly.